Messenger RNA from Colletotrichum truncatum, 1476 nucleotides. NCBI's taxonomy places the organism in Eukaryota, Fungi, Ascomycota, Sordariomycetes, Glomerellales, Glomerellaceae. The record is from RefSeq and is a predicted model, not a curated record.
AUGAAGGUCAAGAUCUCCCGCUGGAACACCGUUGCGACAUGGCGGUGGGAUAUCCCCGAGGAUGAUGUGUGUGGUAUCUGCCAAGUCCACUUUGAUGGCACAUGUCCGACCUGCAAAUACCCCGGCGACGACUGCAGCCUAUCAAUCAGUAUCUGGAAAAUGCGGCCACAACUUUCACAUGGCGAGUCUGCGUUUCUCGCUCGUGCCCUCUUUAUUUCUAACAAGGCAUACAGCAUUGCAUCCAGGAGUGGAUCAAGCAAGACUCGGCCAAGGGCCAAUGUCCCAUGUGUCGUCAAAAAUUCGAAUGGACGGAACAAGCCAACGAAACGGUUGGAGUUGACCGAUAGUCUCCUUAUUGAUUUCAACGGUGUUUGGCGCAUGGUUCUGAUAACGAUAAGAUACCCCAGGAUCACCUCCACCAUGCCGCCCAGCAGCAGCUCCAACUUCCGUCCCUUCCUGGAUCCCAUCGUCGAGAGCAACUCCUCCCAACAUCUCGACCCGGGAAAAGAUGCCAACCAGUGCGACGCGCUCAACCCCGUCACACACCCGUCCCGCCGGCCCCGGAACAAGACCAGCAGCAACCGAGCUCCCGUCAAACGUUACCCGACCUCACGCGACCGUGACCGUGACUGUCAGCGUCUCAUGAUGGCCGACGUCCCCACGUCUCCGCGUCCGGAGAUCGCAGAUCACCACCCCGCCGGCGCCGCUGGAGCCGCUACCUCCCCAUCAUCCUCGCAGAACCAGAAAGCCCCCGCGACGACGUCCGAUAACAGGGCAUCACCAGACAUCACCACCGCAGACGCCAGUGCCGAAGCAGAUCACCAACUCGACGACGCCGAGCCUGAGCCUGAGCCCGAGCCCGAGCCCGUCGCGCCCAAGCUCGACCCCGCGGGCUUCUUCACCCUCGUCUCCAACUCGACGACGAACACAACACACCACCCCACCGUGAAGUACAUCUUCCUCGACGACGACCCGGACAUCCUCACCUCGGCGCUCGCGACGCAGCAUGCGGCCAACCAGGUCCCGGCACCGUCAGCGUCCACUUCCAAGACAGGCAGGAGCCAGCCGAACCCCGCCGACCGCACGAUAUUGCUAGACAUGGUCCCCGGACCCGACGGCCAGUGGGCAAUCUCCUCGGCCGCCAGCCUCAGCGCCGACUUCGCCGUGACAGAAGCCAGCAUCUCCCGCCAGGAGGGCGAGAAAGAAGGCGGCAUGGUCCUCAAGAUUGACGGGGUCGAAAGCGAGGGCAUCGGCGCAGGCGGCGAUAAGGACAAGACGGAUAGCUUGCCGAGCUCCAACAGCGGCGUGGCCAAGUCCGGCGGCGAGGAUUACGGCCCGCUGCUGGAGGACUUUGAGCGCAAGAUGAGUGUGCUCCGUCGGGUCGUCAAGGCGGGCGAGGGCCGGGCCGAGAAAGCUCGUGAGAAGAAGACUGAGGACGGCGUGGAGGGUGAGGGUACGGUCGAUGGUCAAGAGUGA